UGAUCCUAAAGUUAAACUCAUUAGCAAGAUCAGCUGAGCUGGCGAGCAAUGGAGUACGGAAGAAACAACAGGAGGCCCCAUGGCCCCCAGUACAACCAGGACCAAGCAAGGCAGCAGAGUGGCCCUGUCCGAGCCGCCUCAGAGAGCGGCGCCCUGUUCCAACAGCUACAGGAGUGCAGAGAGGAGCUGCGCCACCAAAAGGGCCUGAAGAGGAUGUUCAUCAAGAGGGAGAAAGACACCCGUGAGAAGCUGGAGAGACUCAAGAGGGCCAGUGACCCGGAGACCAUGAUCACCUUCGGCAUCGCCAGCAAGGUUCGCAGCACCCUCAAAACUAAAAAGAAGAAGGAGCUGCAAAUGGAAUACGAGAACAUGAAAAUGUCUUAUGUAAUCCUCGAGCAGAAGCUCUCAGCAGAGCUUCAGUUCGAGAGGGAUAAAAACGAAGCGCUCCUUGACGAACUUGAGCAGCUGAAACUUCAGCUGAAGACCAACCAGAUCCAGGAAGAGGAUGUCAAGCUUGAAUUCAGAGCGAUGAAACAUGAACUCACGUUCUCAAGCAACCAGGAGGAUGUCACCAAGCUCCAUGCAGAGGAGGAGGAGGUCAGUCAGGCCCUCAGAACUGAACUCAAAGAAGAUCACGAGGACAAUAUCAGCGAAGGAGGCUCAACACCCUGAAAGACUCUGAGAAUCCACCUUUAUCUUUAAUCUUUAUUCUAAAAAUGAGCAAAACGAGACAAUAAAAGAUUUCUUUAUUGUU
Molecule: messenger RNA, 754 nt
Organism: Pungitius pungitius (ninespine stickleback)
Lineage: Eukaryota; Metazoa; Chordata; Actinopteri; Perciformes; Gasterosteidae
Exons: 2
Coding region: 49-672 (207 amino acids)
Source: RefSeq, a predicted model, not a curated record